Molecule: messenger RNA, 3097 nt
Organism: Cottoperca gobio
Lineage: Eukaryota; Metazoa; Chordata; Actinopteri; Perciformes; Bovichtidae
Product: short transient receptor potential channel 2-like
Exons: 14
Coding region: 1-2994 (997 amino acids)
Biological process (GO): single fertilization; regulation of cytosolic calcium ion concentration; calcium ion transmembrane transport
Cellular component (GO): plasma membrane; cation channel complex
Molecular function (GO): store-operated calcium channel activity; inositol 1,4,5 trisphosphate binding
Source: RefSeq, a predicted model, not a curated record
AUGGAAAACCUCACGCCAGAACAAUGGCGCGAGAUUAUGAACAGGAAGAUGCGGUUCCCUCCGGAGCUCAUCAGUGCCAUUCAGGAGGGGAAAAUAGAGCUGCUGUGUGGGCUGCUGAAGACCGGGGACGGCAUCAUCCGCCAGCUGGAUGAGUCUGAGGAUCGCCAGUGGAGGGAGGCCCUCAACCUGUCCAUCCGCCUGGGCAACGAGAGCUGCAUGGACACCCUCCUGCAGGGGGUCAAGUUUGACUUCCGGCAGAUUCACGAGGCCCUGCUCGUCGCUGUGGACACCAACCAGCCCCGUGUGGUGAAGCGCCUGCUGGACCGCCUGGACCAGGAGAAAGGAAACAAGAUGGACGUGCGCUCCUUCUCUCAGGCCAUCUUUGACCACUCGAUUGACAACUCCCAGUUUGCCCCUGGUGUGACUCCUCUGACCUUAGCCUGCCAGAAAGACCUGUAUGAUAUAGUCACCAUGCUCACCCAGAAAGGUCACAUCAUCCCGUGGCCGCACAAGAUAUCCUGUGCCUGUCUGGAGUGUCGUAACGGCCGGCAGUACGACCUGCUGAAGUUCUCCUUGUCUCGCAUCAACACCUACCGUGGCAUCGCCAGCCGAGCCUACCUGUCCAUCACCUCUGAUGACGCCAUGCUCAGAGCGUUCAGUCUCAGCAGAGAGCUCCGCAAGCUCUCACAAAAAGAGCCAGAGUUCAAGCCUCAGUACCUGGGCCUGGAGGAGCUUUGUCAGGAGUUUGCCGUUGAGUUGCUGGGCAUGUGUCGCAACCAGAGCGAGGUGACCACCAUCCUGAACAGCUGCGGAGACGAGAGCCAGGACUCCUUAGAGGAGCAGGCCUUCGAAGGGGGAAUCCCCAACCUGUCGCGUCUGCGUCUCGCUGUCAACUACAACCAGAAGCAGUUUGUGGCCCACCCGAUCUGCCAGCAGGUGCUGUCAUCUAUCUGGUGUGGGAACCUGGCAGGCUGGAGAGGCAGCAGGACGGCCUGGAAGCUGUUGGUCUCUGUGGGGAUCUUUCUCACUAUGCCCUUCCUCUGCCUCGUCUACUGGAUCGCACCCAAGUCAAAGGUAGGAAAGAUAAUAAAGAUUCCUGUGAUCAAGUUUCUCCUGCACUCAGCCUCCUAUAUGUGGUUCCUCAUCACGUUACUCGGAGAGUCGAUAACAAUGGAGAUGUAUCGAGACAAAUUUGCUUCCCGGCAGCAGAACAUCCUGCACAGCUCCUUCCACAUGGUGUGGGUGGUCGGAUUCUUCUGGUAUGAGUGUAAGGAAGUGUGGAUCGAGGGGCUGCGCAGUUACUUCCUGGACUGGUGGAACUGCUUGGAUGUGAUGGUGCUCAGCAUGUACCUGGCGUCCUUCGCAUUACGUGUGCUCAUCCUGGUCAAAGGUCGCUUCAUCUGCCAUGAGCAUGACGUCACAGAGGAGUGUAUCUACUUCACUCAGACAGUGCGCGAAGACUGGCAUCAAGAGGACCCCCAGCUGCUUGCCGAGGUGCUGUUUGCAGUGACCAGCAUGCUGAGCUUCACACGGCUGGCGUACAUCCUGCCAGCACACGAGUCUCUGGGAACUCUGCAGAUCUCUAUAGGGAAGAUGAUUGAUGAUAUGAUGAGAUUUAUGUUUAUAUUGAUGAUCAUUGGAACAGCUUUCCUCUGUGGCAUCAACAAUGUCUAUGUUCCUUAUGUCAUCUCUCCACAUCUUGGGAGGUUUAACGAGACGUUCCACUUCUUAUUCUGGACCAUGUUUGGAGUGGCCAACCAGGACUACGUGGACAUGCCACAGUUUGUGGUGGCAGAGUUUGUAGGAAGGAUUCUUUACGGCAUCUUCACGCUCGUCAUCGUCAUCGUCCUUCUCAACAUGCUUAUUGCCAUGAUCACCAACUCCUUUCAGAAAAUUGUGGAUGAUGCAGAUGCUGAGUGGAAGUUUUCCAGGUCGAAGCUGUACCUCAGUUACUUCAGAGAGGGCCUCACCAUGCCUGUGCCCUUCAACGUCAUCCCCUCACCCAAAGCUUUCUUUUACAUCUUAAGGGGUAUCUUCAGACGAAUCUGUUGCUGCUGCAAUUGUAAUUCUGAGAACAAAUAUCCCCCUGUUCCCUCUAUGAAUAAUGCUAAGGGGUCUGAUGAGGACCCCUUACCUUACCGGCAGCAGGUGAUCAGAGCUCUGGUGCAACGUUACAUUGAGUCAGCACGCAGGGAGUUUGCGGAGACCAAGAGGAAAGAUAUCGGCAAUCGGAUCACUUUGCUGACCAAAACGGUCACCAGGAUGCACGGUGAUAUUAAAGUGGUCCAGCAGCUUCUGAUGGAGGAUGGACACACUGUAAGCGACACAUUGAACAAGGACGGCUCCUCCUUUCUGGGGAAAUACAUCAUUGGAGCCAAGAACAAUUUCAUAGGUUUUAACAGCAGACCAGAUGAGAAAAGUGCACCACUUAAAGUGACAGUGCACCAUGGAGAGGAAGGGGUGGAUAAAGAAAAGGUUGAAUUGGAUACAAAACAGAAUCAGGUGGGCGAAUGUGGAGCAGAGGGAACAAAGCAGGUACAGGACUGUGAUGUGGUGAAAAUGGAGGAGGGGAGAGCUAAAACCAAGCUAGGAGAUGAGAAGGAAACUGAGAAAAAAGAGCAGAUGGAAGCAGACAAAAAUGAAAAUACUGACAUUGAAGUGAAGGAGGACGUGAUAGCAGGGACAAGUUUUAAUCACGUAGAAGAAAAGCCUAAAGCCGAAGCAGAAAAAAGAAGGGAAGGAGAGACGCUCGCAGGGGUGGAGGUGUGUGAGAAACACACAGAGACGAUCCCUGAACAAGUUGAUGCAAAAGGGAUGAAGGUUAGAACAUUUGAGCAUAAUGUAGGAGAGAAGUCUGGUGUCAGGGAGAGCGAUGCAAAACCUGGAGCCAAAAAAACAAUAAUCUCGCCAACAGGCAGCAGCCUCUCUCAGGACACGGGAUUUGGUUCCCAAGAAGGGGAGGGAUCAAUGGACGGGGUGCUUGUGAGACCGUAACCUUAGUGAUGUCCCAUUUGGGUUUGGCUCUUUGUUCAGUUUAUUCAAUAGAAGAGAGGAGCGAAAAUUCCACAUUUUGGGAAAUAUAGUCUCGCAAAUAAUU